Messenger RNA from Exophiala aquamarina CBS 119918, 1197 nucleotides. RefSeq lists its product as uncharacterized. The coding region runs from base 1 to 1197 and encodes 398 amino acids. Lineage: Eukaryota; Fungi; Ascomycota; Eurotiomycetes; Chaetothyriales; Herpotrichiellaceae. The record is from RefSeq and is a predicted model, not a curated record. Gene Ontology annotation, cellular component: cytoplasm. Gene Ontology annotation, molecular function: flavin adenine dinucleotide binding; electron-transferring-flavoprotein dehydrogenase activity. The transcript has a single exon.
AUGUCUGAGCACCAGAUUGUCAUCAUCGGCGCCUCUUUCGCCGGUCUCUCAGCUGCUCAUGGCCUCCUGAAGACUGUCCUGCCUACACUCUCAGGCAAGCAGUUCAAGGUCGUGCAGAUUGCUCCCAAUGAGGAGUUCUUCUGGAAAAUUGGUGCACCUCGAGUCAUUGUCGACCCUGCCUCUCUUCCUCUUGAGAAAGCCCUUCUCCCAAUUGCCCCCGGCUUCAAGAAGUACACCCCUGAGCAGUACGAGUUCGUCAAAGCAUAUGUCACCUCGAUCGACCCUGCGAGCAAGACCGUCAACACCAACACCUCUGCUGCUAUUCGUUACGAUUCACUCAUCAUCGCCUCGGGCACUAACUUCGCUACUCCUAUCUGGACGGUGUCAGAUGGCUCCGAGCCCCUCAAGAACGCUCUUGCCGACCUGCAUCAGCGACUACCUAAUGCUGAGUCCGUCCUCGUCGGGGGUGGAGGUGCCGCUGGCGUUGAGACAGCCGGCGAGCUUGGCCAGGUCUACGGGAACAAGAAAGAGAUCACAAUCCUGUCAGGCACUACCGGUCUAUUGGCCAGCCUGUCGAAUCCCAAAUUCGGGCAAGACGCAGCUGCUCGCUUGCAGAGAAUGGGAGUCAAAGUCGUCAACGACAACGUCCGUGUUGUUGAGCAUACCAUGGCCAAUGGCAAGGACGUGUUGAAGCUCAGCAAUGGAGAGACCAAAACAGUAGAUGUCUACAUCGAAGCAACUGGCGACAAACCUAACACCAAAUUUGUGCCUCAGGAAUGGCUGGAUGCAAAACAGAAGGUCAAGGCCGACGCACAGACUCUUCGUCUAAACGUCCCCGGCGUGACCAAUGUCUAUGUGUUUGGGACAGUUGGUAGCUACUCAAAUGGCUCCGUGGUCGAUGUUCAGUUCGCCAAGGGUGCCCUCUUAGAGAGCGUGAGGAGUGACCUCUCUGGAGCUGGUAAGUCGAACGCAAAGAAACAUCCUGACAAAUUUGCUGAUAGCGAUACAGAACCCGGACCACGGACUAAGAACAUCUACAAGAAGAUCACCAGCGACAUGAUGUUUGUUCCAAUUGGCCCGACUCAGGGAGUCGGGGCAGCAUUUGGCUGGAAGGUCCCGAGCUUUCUGGUCAAGUUCAUCAAGUCUAAGGACUUCAUGAUAGGCAAUGCGGCCAAGACAAUUGAAGGCACGGCUUAG